Messenger RNA from Eleginops maclovinus (Patagonian blennie), 1234 nucleotides. RefSeq names its product enoyl CoA hydratase domain containing 1 (gene echdc1). The record is from RefSeq and is a predicted model, not a curated record. The transcript is spliced from 7 exons. Gene Ontology annotation, molecular function: catalytic activity. Lineage: Eukaryota; Metazoa; Chordata; Actinopteri; Perciformes; Eleginopidae. Gene Ontology annotation, cellular component: cytosol. Bases 42 to 965 code for a protein of 307 amino acids. Gene Ontology annotation, biological process: fatty acid beta-oxidation.
CACAUUUCAGGGUGACACCAGGCGAAUGUCAAUAAGCAAGGAUGGUGCUGUGUGCAGUAAGGCGGCAACUUCUAAGCAGCAGCAGCACCUGUGGAGCCUGGGCUAGGUUUCUGCAGAGACAGGGCAGGAUGUUUGUGUACUCCAGCAUACAUGGCUUCAACCAGGAGGAGAUCCAAGAGAAGCUGCAGGCCUUUCCCGGAGGAUCCAUUGACCUACUCACACAGGAGUCUGGCCUCGCAGUUCUAACCAUCAACUACCCCUCCCGCAUGAAUGCCUUCUCUGGCAGUAUGAUGGUAGAUCUGGAGGAGAGGGUGAGUCAGCUGGAGGGCUGGACAGACGGUAAAGGCCUCAUAGUCCAGGGUGCUUCGGGUACCUUCUGCUCUGGAUCGGACCUCAACGCUGUCAGGGCCAUAUCCAACCCACAGGAUGGGAUGAAGAUGUGUAUGUUUAUGCAGAAUACUCUUACAAGACUACUCAGGCUGCCUCUGAUCUCUGUUGCUCUGGUGGAGGGGAGAGCUCUGGGAGGAGGUGCAGAACUCAGCACUGCCUGCGAUUUCAGGUUAAUGGCAUCUGGCAGUGUGAUCCAGUUUGUACAUAAACACAUGGGCUUGGUCCCAGGCUGGGGCGGUGCCGCUCGACUUGUCCGCAUUGUGGGAAGCCAGAAUGCGCUUAAGCUGCUAGGUGGUGCUGUAAAAGUGGAUCCAGAACUCGCCUUGCAGAUUGGACUGGCAGAUGACAUUUUGCAGGAGGAGGGUACAGGCACUCCCCUACAGCGGGCUGAAAACUGGCUUAGUAUCUAUACAAAAGGACCUGCCCCAGUGAUCCAGGCUGUGAAGAAAGUGGUGCUGUCAGGCAGAGAGCUCCUUCUGUCUGAGGCUCUGAGGACAGAGAAGGAUGUAUUUGGGACGGUGUGGGGGGGCCCAGCUAACCUGCAGGCUCUGGCCAGCAAGUCCAAACACAGAUGAGAGACAGUCAGUGGCUCAGAUCAGCCAAGAUCUUCAACUCAGACAUUUGUGGAUAUCUCUUUACACAUCUGAAUUGUUUGGAAGAGAACUGCUACAGAGUGACAUCAAUAAACUAUUUAGUUAUUUUGUGUACUAUAGACAUUUACAAAUGCUUCUUAUGAUUUAUGUGUAAAAAAUGUGGACUCUGGAAAUGUAGAGGCAAAGAAAAAAGGGUUUUACUUUGUUUGAAACUUCAUCAUUUCAAUAAAUCAGCUGUCAUACACUCAUUA